UCCCCCUCCGCCGCCGGCUCGAGAUCUGAUUCCUGAUCCCCGAUUGCUUGGUCCUCGGUCCCGCCAUGGGAGCCUGAGCACCCUGCAGUCCCCCGGCCCCCUGCCCCCGGGGCCUCGAGGGGGAAAGAGGCGAGUGGUCUGGGACGGAGCCGGGGUGAGCCACCUCGGGAGCCCCCCUCGACAGCCCCCAUCGGCCGCGCUGCCGGUCCUGGAGCGCGGAGUUCGGAGCGACCCGGUGCGCUGCGGAUACAAAGGCGCGGAGCGGAGCGGGGCGUGCGCCUCGUCCACCCGGCUUGUUCGCAGCGGCGGCUCCCAACUGUGCGCUUCUACUCUCUUUCCUGUGGGAAUUCAUCUUCCGGCUUUGUCUCCAAUCAACCUCCUGUCUCUGAGUUGACCUGAACCCUCCCACCCUCUGCAGGGAUCGUCGCUUGAAUUUCUCUGAGAUAAGCCCACUCGUCCAGCAAAAUAGAGUCCCUCAGGGUGACAGUUGACUUCCUAAAGGUGCCUCUUGGCCUGAAGAAGCCCGUGCUGAAGGAGGUGGCAGUGGGGCCCCCCAAGAGGCCCCAGCCCGCGACCCUGGAGCGCUACAAGGCACGGCGUUCAGACGCCAUGGACACCGAGUCCCAGUACUCGGGCUAUUCUUACAAGUCGGGCCAUUCCCGCAGCUCCCGGAAGCACAGGGACCGCAGGGACCGACACCGCUCCAAGAGCCGGGAUGGGAGCCGUGGGGAUAAAUCGGUGACGAUCCAGGCUCCGGGAGAGCCCCUGCUGGACAAUGAGUCCACGAGGGGAGACGAGCGGGAUGACAACUGGGGAGAAACAACCACCGUGGUCACAGGCACCUCUGAGCACAGCAUCUCCCACGAUGACCUCACACGCAUCGCGAAGGACAUGGAGGACAGUGUCCCGCUGGAUUGCUCACGCCACUUGGGCGUGGCGGCAGGGGCCACUCUGGCGCUGCUCUCUUUCCUCACCCCGCUGGCUUUCCUGCUUUUGCCUCCACUGCUGUGGCGGGAGGAGCUGGAGCCAUGUGGGACAGCGUGCGAGGGCCUCUUCAUCUCUGUGGCCUUCAAGCUGCUCAUCCUGCUGUUGGGCAGCUGGGCUCUGUUCUUCCGCCGGCCCAAGGCCUCGUUGCCCCGAGUCUUCGUGUUACGGGCGCUGCUCAUGGUGCUCGUCUUCCUGCUUGUUAUCUCCUACUGGCUCUUCUAUGGCGUGCGCAUCUUGGAUGCCCGGGAGCGCAGCUACCAGGGCGUGGUUCAGUUUGCUGUUUCGCUGGUGGACGCCCUCCUCUUCGUGCACUACCUGGCCGUGGUUCUGCUGGAGCUGCGCCAGCUCCAGCCUCAGUUCACACUCAAGGUGGUGCGGUCCACAGACGGGGCCAGCCGCUUCUACAACGUGGGCCACCUCAGCAUCCAGCGAGUGGCAGUGUGGAUCCUGGAGAAGUAUUACCAUGACUUCCCUGUCUACAACCCCGCCCUCCUCAACCUGCCCAAGUCCGUCCUGGCCAAGAAAGUGUCUGGCUUCAAGGUGUAUUCUCUCGGAGAGGACAACAGCACCAAUAACUCCACUGCUCAGUCAAGGGCUGUGAUUGCGGCAGCAGCGCGGAGACGGGACAACAGCCACAACGAGUACUACUAUGAGGAAGCCGAGCAUGAGCGCCGAGUGCGAAAGCGCAGGGCCAGGCUCGUGGUGGCUGUGGAAGAGGCCUUCACUCACAUUAAGCGACUGCAGGAAGAGGAGCAGAAGAACCCCAGGGAGGUGAUGGAUCCCCGGGAGGCGGCCCAAGCCAUCUUUGCAUCCAUGGCCCGUGCCAUGCAGAAGUACCUUCGGACCACCAAGCAGCAGCCUUACCACACCAUGGAGAGCAUCCUGCAGCACUUGGAGUUCUGCAUCACUCACGACAUGACGCCCAAGGCCUUCCUAGAGCGAUAUUUGGCAGCCGGACCCACCAUCCAAUACCACAAGGAACGUUGGCUGGCCAAACAGUGGACAUUGGUGAGCGAGGAGCCGGUGACCAAUGGGCUUAAGGAUGGCAUCGUUUUCCUCUUGAAACGCCAGGACUUCAGCCUGGUGGUGAGCACCAAGAAGGUGCCAUUCUUCAAACUCUCUGAGGAAUUUGUGGAUCCCAAGUCACAUAAGUUCGUCAUGCGACUGCAGUCGGAGACCUCUGUGUGACUUUGCAGCGUCAGGGGAGGGGGUGGGGCUCCUGCAGAGUGGGGGAGGCUCGGGUCCCUGACCCUGCCACACUCCUGCCGCCCCACUUCCUCUUGCUCUUGUUUUCUUUUGUUCUUUACUUGAAUUAACUUAUCCUGUAUCCGUCCUCAGUUUUCCCGUGUAAAUCUGGAGAGACCACCUUGCUUUAACAGUAUCUGGGAACCACCCUGCCCUCCCCCAAGCUUGUAUCACCCCAGGCUCUGCAGGAAACAGUGCCUCUUACCCAGUUCUUCCCCAAAGUGUCCCCUGGGUGGAAGUCCUUCCUCAAAGGGCACAGGGGCUUCUUGAUUGUACCCUAACCCUGAGCUCCCACUUAACAAAUCUGAGUUCUUAGAGCCCUGCUCUCCAGUGGACCCUAAUAGGGUUUCUCUGGGGGGCACAGCUUUGACCCCAGAGAGCCAUGGUGCCAAACUCCUGCAGGACAGCAGCUAACCCUAUUACCUGUCCCCUCCCGUAGCCCUGAAUCCCUGGGCAAGGAUGCACCUGUGACAGUAGUCCCAGAGUUAGUAUGCAUUCUCCCUGCAGUGUUACCACAUAUACACACACACACCCCAAGCAGGAAGUCCCAUCUUCUACCCAGGAGUCUUCACUGCUAUUUCUAACUUGUGUGAUCACAUGGUCACAGGCAAACUGCUUUGACCACUUUGCCAGGGCUGUGGACAACUCCUGAGGACAAGGGCAGGAUAGACCCCUGAGAGCCGCUCACUCCCACCCUUACCUGUGAAGGAUGCAUUUGACUUCUGUGGGGGCUUGAUGACAUGCAGACCCUGACCAACCCUGUGGUCCAGGACAUUUUCCUUUUCUGCUCCAGCUACCCCAGCCCUGCUGACUUCCAGCUCUAGAGACCUGUGGCCUCACCUCAUCUUAGGGGAGGGACCAGCAGCUCCUUUUCAUGCCUGGCCUUAAGUCCAGUUCUUAGCCUCAGGGGUCUCUUUUUCAUGGCCUUCCAGGGUCCCAGCCUCUUCUCUCCUUGCCUCUGUAUUGGGGUGAGGGACCAGGGUUCCUGCCUUUUUGGCUCCUCUCCCCAUUUUAACUAACAUAGCCUUUGCACCAAGACUGAAUCCCAGUAAUUUAAAGCUCACUUUGAGCAGGAUUCACUAACCCUCUUAUGGAUAUUUUCAGAGCCAAUUUGAGCCUUUAAAUCAGACACAUUUAAAUUAUUUUUUAUCACAAGGAAUAGAAAUAGGAAAUAUCCACAUCCAUCCUUCCAGGAUCCAUGAGAGGAUGGUUCUGAUGGCUGGGAUGGAGCAAUGCCCCUGGGCCACUUCUCUAAACAACUCCCAAAGCCCGGGCAUAGGCCGUUCGCUUCCCCGGAAGUGUUACUGGUAUUUGCUGUGCCAAGCACACGCAGAGAUGAGGUCCCCAUUGAUCUCGCUGUGAGGCUGUGGGAUCCACAGCCCACCCACCCCUUACUAAGGGGCUCAUCCAUUAGCGCUUACUUUGUUCCCACAGGAAUGAGCAUUUGGAGCUGACUUAGACAGGGCCUCACGGUGAGCCUAGGGCUGAGGUAGAGGUUCCUGGGUAGAUUCCAGUGAUAUAAAUCUGUACUUAGUCAUGGGAAGGUAUCUUUUCUUUAAAAAAAAAAAAAAAAAAAGGAAGAAAAUCAGGUUUCAGAGGAGUCCUUUUUGGGUCACGUAAAUACCUCACUGUCCUGGAAUAGCAGGGCCUGGAUGGUGAUUGGAGUUGCUGCCUUUGUGGGCAAGAAUGGGGUGUGGUUGUUCGUUUGAGCAGUGGGCGGGGGUGGGCAGAAGGAAAAUAUUUGGCAUCUUAGUUGAUGCCCUAGGGUUAGGGGCACGGGAGUGUUUAUUUUAAGAACCUGCCAUGUUUUUUAAUCACUGUGAUAUUUUCAUUCCUUUUCCCUAACAACGAAGAGAAAAAAUUUCCCUGACUCUGUCUAGGCACUAAGGGCUGUGACUAAGAAUGGUAGCGUUUUGGUCCUUUGUGUCAGAACUGUGGUAUCUUUGUCUACUUCGGUUGUUAUUAUGUUUUAAAAUGUCAGGAUGAAUCGUCAAGUGUAUAGCUCUGUGCGUGCGUGCGUGCAUGCAUGUGUGUGUGCGUGCAUGCGUGUGUGUGUGUGUUUGUGUGUGUGCGCGUGUGUGCGUGUAAGAGGGAGAGAGAGAGAAGAGAGAUGUGUGUCUGUGUGUCUGUCUUUUGCUUCUCCAGAAUAGGACACUGUCUUCAUGCUGUGAACCGCUGUGGGUGGGCAGCUGACUCAGUUCCUCUGAGCAGCUCCCCCCCCACCCCAGUCCUGCCCCAGCUCUCACUCGGUUUCUGUUCUUCCACUGUAGGAAUGUGCCUACCCAGCCCAACGCCAUCGCAUAGGGGACGCUGUGCUGGGCUUCUGCAGUGCACUUGUUUCUCUGUCUGUGUGGCAUCCUAGCUCGUCCCCACUGCACAGCUUGGCCUUUGUGUUGAUGACCUUGCAGUGCUUACCUCUCUUCCCUCCACACCAGGACACCGUGCCUCAGUCCUUCACCUACCUCGCCACUCUGUCAUUGUCCCCAUUGUCCCUUUCUAGUUUCUCCUACAUAUGUGUCUUUGUUCUCUCUGUCUUUAUUUAUGUCCCUUCAGUCUCUCUCACUUCUUCCCCCUUCCUUCCAUCUCUUCCCUUACGCGUUUGCUCCUAGCCAGCCACAGCAUUUCCAUUGUAAACCCUGAUUUAAUAAAGACAGGGAGGCAGGAUUCCAGGGACGUCCUCACUCCAAAUGUCUGUUGCCCAGGGUUUGUGCUUUCCCUGUUGCUUGGACCUGGCUCUGCCUUGUCCCUUCCUGGUGUCUGUCAGUCUCUGUCCCUCCCUCUGUCCUUCCUGUGGGGCAACAUCUACUGAUGGACUCUGUUCUGAUGUGUGAUUGUUGUAAUUUGUUCUGUGUGCAUAAAGAAGGGGCUUCUUGAGUCUCUUCCACGUGAGAUUGUAAAUGUAGAAUUUUCCAUUGUUGGAUCUAGAUUUUUUUAUUCCUUUUUUCCCCUUCCUUCCUUCCUUCCUUCCUUCCUUCCUUCCUUCCUUCCUUCCUUCCUCUCUCUCUCUCUCUCUCUCUCUCUCUCUCUCUCUCUCUCUCUCUCUCUCUCUCUCUCUCUCUCUCUCUCUCUGUCUUUCCUUUUUCUUGGUUACAGAGCUGAGACCUUGUGCAUGCAUGUAGAAAAUUGUAAAAUGUAAAUUUUUUUUUAAUAUAUAAAAAGCUUGUUUUUACAGUUUGCAGUGGAUUAAACAUUAUGGCAAUUUUAGGGAUUUUUUCUUAAACAUAGGAACUAAAACUGUACAAAUUUUUUUUAUAUAUAAAAUAAAGACAUUUGACUUUUG
Messenger RNA from Mesocricetus auratus (golden hamster), 5512 nucleotides. It is a transcript of the gene Vangl2, whose product is annotated as VANGL planar cell polarity protein 2. The transcript has 9 exons. The coding region runs from base 610 to 2175 and encodes 521 amino acids. NCBI's taxonomy places the organism in Eukaryota, Metazoa, Chordata, Mammalia, Rodentia, Cricetidae. Gene Ontology annotation, biological process: multicellular organism development; Wnt signaling pathway, planar cell polarity pathway; establishment of planar polarity. The record is from RefSeq and is a predicted model, not a curated record. Gene Ontology annotation, cellular component: plasma membrane.